AUGGCUCCCAGAUUCAAGCUGAUCAAGUUAGUGGCAGGCACUGCCAUCACUGGAGGCAGUUGCAUAGUACUUUUUGCAUCCUAUAUCACGUCCGACAUCCAUUUCGUCCCCUUGUCCGCCACGGACCCUAUCUUCCACUCGAAACACCUCCAGGAAUACAACCCCAAUGGCAAUCCCACCAUCCAUGACUUGCAUAUUGCUAGAGUCCCUUUGACUCAAAUCCAUCCUCGGCUUCUCGAGGAUCCGAACAAGCUUCUGGAACGAUAUUGCGGAGGAAUAUGGGCGGGAGCUGGCUUUGCCCCACAGAGAAUCCUCCACACAUGGUUCGACCGAGGCGAGUCGAGCUCUCCCCAGCUAUGGUCUACUUCUGAGCUUCUCCAGUCGGACUACAAGGUAGGAACCGAUAUUGCGGGCAAUUUUGAAGUGGUCAAUCGUUCCAACGAGUCGAUUCUGAUCCGGGCCGGGGACAAAACCUCGAACAAAGGGUUGCGUCCUCUUGACGCUCUGAUCGAGGUUGGCUCGCACAUCGAUAGAGAGAAUAAUGUGGCCGUGUUUGAGUUUAAGUCGCUGUUCUUCCAAGGUAUCGGGACGACGAGCAAUCCCCCUAUGCCGGGGCCUAUCGUGUGGUUGCAUGAGCUUUACGCGAAGAUCCUUUUGAAAUCCGGUGUCCAGCAUGUCCUUAGAUAG
Messenger RNA from Aspergillus pseudonomiae, 687 nucleotides. RefSeq lists its product as uncharacterized. Bases 1 to 687 code for a protein of 228 amino acids. The record is from RefSeq and is a predicted model, not a curated record. The transcript has 2 exons. NCBI's taxonomy places the organism in Eukaryota, Fungi, Ascomycota, Eurotiomycetes, Eurotiales, Aspergillaceae.